AUGGCCGUGGUCCGUGCCGAUACGCCUCUCGGGUGCUUCUCUUCGGUCAACGGUGACUCCCAAGGCACUUGGAUGUACCAGACCUCGUCCUACUGCGCUGGCAAGUGUCCCGACUCCCCCUACGUCGCCCUCAAAAACGGAAAUGAAUGCUACUGCUUGAGCUCCUUCCCGUCCGGCUCCAAGUCCGACAGCUGUAACGUGCCAUGUGCUGGCUUUGGCCAGGACACCUGCGGUGGUUCCAACGCUUACAAUGUCUAUAAGGGAUCGGGGUCUGGCCUGGCCACCGAUGGCGCAUCGCAGGCCUCCUCGUCCACCAGCUCGUCUUCCAGCUCGUCCAGCUCGUCUUCCAGCUCGUCCACCAGCUCUUCCAGCUCGCGCAGAAGCUCGUCGUCUCCAUCCACCACCGCCACCAGCUCGUCCAACUCCGAAUCCGACUCUGACUCUGCAUCCACCACCAUCAUAACCUCUUCUGCCAGCGACGGCAGCUCCGUCAUCUACAGAACAGUGACCCAGGGGACUCCCACCGCUAGUUCGUCCUCGUCCUCGUCCCCGACCCCAUCUCCUAAGUCCAAGAGCUCCAACACCGGCCCCAUCGUUGGUGGUGUUGUUGGAGGAAUCGCUGCCGUCGCCUUGAUUGCAGGAAUCGUGUUCUUCAUCAUCAAACGUCGUAACAGCUACGAUGACGAUGACGAAGAAGAGUUCUAUGACAAGCCAGCCGGUGGCACCCUCGGAAGAGGUAACACCGCUAAGGGCUCCAAGAGAACCAAGUCUCCGUUGGAUAUGCCUAUGUCCAACCCAUUCGUCCACCCCUCAGACCAUACGGCUCCCAACAGUGGCAUACUGGGAUUGAAUGCCAAUUCCGGGCUCGUCGAUCCAAGAUUAAAUCCAAUCAUGAUGGGAAGACGCAGAUUAUCCGAAGGGUCGUUGGCUGACGAAGACUACAAUAGAAAUGUACUCCAAGUGGCCAACCCCGAUCGCUAA
Suhomyces tanzawaensis NRRL Y-17324 is the source of this 981-nucleotide messenger RNA. RefSeq names its product Wsc1p (gene WSC1). Gene Ontology annotation, cellular component: plasma membrane. Lineage: Eukaryota; Fungi; Ascomycota; Pichiomycetes; Serinales; Debaryomycetaceae. The transcript has a single exon. The record is from RefSeq and is a predicted model, not a curated record. The coding region runs from base 1 to 981 and encodes 326 amino acids.